Messenger RNA from Dalotia coriaria, 2005 nucleotides. RefSeq lists its product as uncharacterized. The transcript has 5 exons. NCBI's taxonomy places the organism in Eukaryota, Metazoa, Arthropoda, Insecta, Coleoptera, Staphylinidae. Bases 439 to 1407 code for a protein of 322 amino acids. The record is from RefSeq and is a predicted model, not a curated record.
ACGAUCGCGCACACCGCUGCCGCCCGUCGACUUGCCGCCACCGCUGCGCGUUUUCGCAUUCGCAUCGCGUGGCCAAACACUCGCAUCGCAUCUCCCGAUCCCUGCACGGAUCGCGUGCGCGCCGCGCCGCCUAUCAAUUCGACUUUUUGUCUUCUUGCUUUAGUUUUAUUUUUAUUGUUAUGGUGGUCAUAACAGUUUACAAUCGGCUCGUGCCGGGGAUAUAGACACACCGGUAUUUACAGUCCGCGUCACACGUGAAACGAUUAUGAGCGCGCCCGGGACUGAUUCGAUCGCAUUCGCACUGAUUGAAAAAUUAAUGCAAUUUUGUUAAUGCGCGCCGGCGAGUAAUUUUCCUGGGACUAACUAACCUGUACCCGACGAGUAAUCGAAAGCACACGAAAAGUAAAGCCGAGGGAGUUCUUCACGUCUUCAUCCACCAUGCUUCGACGCCUGCGAUGUGCCUGCGUGUAUUUGAUCGCAUGUCUGAUUGCAGAUACUUGCGGACUUAAGGAUGUGCGCGUUAUUAUACCGCCAGCGGUGGUACGCGGGGAUCGCGCACUUCUACGCUGCCACUACGACCUGGAGACAGAUCAGUUGUACUCCGUGAAAUGGUACAAGGGUCAAAGGGAGUUCUACAGGUUCACACUACGCGAUGACCCACCAAUCAAACAGUUCCCGAUUGAUGGGUUGCACGUCGCGCUGGAACUUUCCAACGCGACACAUCUCACCUUGGAUAAUGUUUCAAUGGACAACAGCGGCGUGUACAACUGCGAGAUUUCAGCGGAUGCGCCUUCGUUUUUCACAGGCGUCCAGAAUGGCACUUUACAGGUCGUGGAGGUGCCAACGCAUGACCCCAAUAUCACCGGGCUGAAGCAUCGCUACAAAAUUGGAGAGACCCUGAAGGCGCAGUGCACCUCGCGGGAUUCCACGCCCGCGGCCAACCUCACCUGGAUGGUGAAUGAUGAGCCAGCGCAAGCCACGCACAUCCGACACAAUCAUACCAAGCGCAUUGGCUACAGCAAUUUGUACACCGCGCACUCGAAAUUGCAAUUGCAAAUAACCGAGGAUCACUUCGCCCACGGCAAGUUGAAGAUCCGAUGCAUCGCGUCCAUGCUGAACGUGUACCAUCAGAGCUCCGAGAAGAGUGUCUACCAGGAGCAGCCGCCUCGGUUGCGCACCACGCCACGACUCAGCAGCCCAGCGCCCGCCGCCGACUGGGACUUCACCCUGUCCGAACGGAUACCGCAGAGCACACUGAUAUUCUCGGCGACAACCUCCGGCGCCGUCUGCGCGUCUUCUCAUCCUUCGAAUCUUCUGCUCGUACUUCUUCUGCCGCUGCUGCGCUUGAUUAGUUCGACGCAGCGACUGCAACUGCGACGGCUCGAUACGAGCGUGAUACAUCGGUGAAAUGUAUUUUCAUCCAUAGUACUACUAGCUAAACGAUAAAUGAAUAUGCACUACGAUUCGCAUUCGCAUAACCGAGAGACAACUUCCAUUGAUUUUUGUGAUAACAUAUUUAAGCGGAGGAUUUGUAAACACUUAAAACUAUGGAGUACUGAUCGCAGUAUAAGAACGAUUCAAACACAUGUUCGAAAAUUAUAACAAAUUAUAAACACAGAUGUAAAGAAAUAUUUCGCAUUCUGCGUGUCGUUGCUUUGAUUCGGUCCUUGGCGUCGACCGCAAAUGAAUUUAACUGAUUGUUACCCAAUGGAUUGAAUGGAACAACGGGGAUUGACGGGCGCCGAUGAAAAUGAUAUUUACAUGUUCUCUUGAAAACAAUCCUACGAAUACGCAUUAAGUCUAUUUUACUUACCUGUUAUUGAUGAAAAUGGACAAAUGAAUGAAAUGUAAGAUAUAUUUAAAAUUGAUUACUAUGAGGAUGUAUAGAAGAGAAACCAAAACAAAACUAAACAAGAACAUUAACUAUAUUAUAUUAUACUAACAAAUGUGGAUAACUAUUAAAAUUAUUUUCUAAAUGUACUUCUGGGAUUCCUGUGCAGUUUAA